Molecule: messenger RNA, 1074 nt
Organism: Podarcis muralis (Common wall lizard)
Lineage: Eukaryota; Metazoa; Chordata; Lepidosauria; Squamata; Lacertidae
Product: anoctamin-2-like
Biological process (GO): chloride transmembrane transport
Cellular component (GO): plasma membrane
Molecular function (GO): protein dimerization activity; intracellularly calcium-gated chloride channel activity
Source: RefSeq, a predicted model, not a curated record
CUCCUCUCAUAUAACUGCUAAUCGCUGCAGUUGCUGCACGUAUCACGUGUCUCCAUGGCUUAUGGGCAGGAAGACAUUGAGUCCCCUUUCUUGAAAUUGUCACAGGAGGCUUCUUUCAGUAACUUUCUUUGAACUUUCCUCCAGAUUAUCAACAAUUACCUGGAUGGGGCUCAAACAGGUUCCACAGAAAGGCUCACACCUGGAGGGAUGCACUUCCGAGACAGCAAGAGGAAAGUGGACUAUGUUUUAGCUUAUCACUAUCGGAAAUCUACCUCGCAGUCCAGUGGUGGUUCUCCAAGCCUCUCGCAGAGACCUCCUUCUUUGGCUAUCAUUUCUAAUGGGGAGACGGCCAAAAGUCAAUCUGAACAGCAGCCGCCACAAGGCCAGGAAGCAGCUUCUCCAGAUGCAGAGGUCAUCGAUCUGGGGCCAUUGGAGGCUCUGGAGGAAGCGAAACGGGAGCAGAGGAAAGAGUUCGAAAGCAACCUGAUGGAAGCUGGUCUGGAGAUAGAAAAAGAUGCAGAGAAUAAGACACAAGGACUGAGUUUUGUCCGGAUACAUGCACCAUGGAAUGUACUUAGCCGAGAAGCAGAGUUUCUUAAAAUUAAAAUGCCCACUAAAAGGACGUAUGAAAUAACAGAAGAAAUGGGAAUUGUCAACAAGUUGUCUGAAAUAUGGCAGAAGUUUACAAAACCUUUGCAGCCCAAAGUGCCACAGCAAAAUACCACCAGAAUGAAGCAUUUAUCUUACCCUUUCUCCAGAGAAAAACUCUAUUUGUACAACAUUCAAGAUAAAGACACGUUUUUUGACAAUGCUACCCGCAGUCGAAUAGUACAUGAAAUUUUGAAGCGUACAUAUACUACAAAAGCCAAAAACAGCAUGGGUAUUAACACAUUAAUAGCAAACAAUGUUUAUGAAGCAGCCUUUCCCCUCCAUGAUGGUGAAUAUGACGGUGAAAACAAAGAAAUGAAUGAAAGAAAGCUGCUGUAUCAAGAAUGGGCACGAUAUGGAUCGUUUUACAAGUUUCAGCCUAUUGAUCUUGUAAGCUGCUUGCUACGAGUUGCCCAAGAGAGGUGA